AUUAUAAAUGAUUUGUUUCUGUGGGGAAGAGAAGGGGCGUGGCAGGUUAGCUCUGCAGUUCACCCAUUUAGCAGGGCCGUGACAUCAUCAAGUCACUGAGAGCCCAACUUCAGUUUGCCCACAGCAGGGCUGGGAGACACAAGAUCCUACCCUGGAGCUGAAAUGGGCACCAGGCUCUUCUAUGUGGCCCUUUGUCUUCUGUGGACAGGACAUGGGGAUGCUGGAAUCACUCAGAGCCCAAGACACAAGGUCACAGAGAGAGGAAGGCAGGUGACCUUGAAGUGUCGCCAGACUUGGAACCACAACUAUAUGUACUGGUAUCGACAAGACCUGGGGCACGGGCUGAGGCUGAUCCAUUACUCAGUUGCUGCUGAUAACACAGAGAAAGGAGAAGUCCCUGAUGGCUACGUUGUCUCUAGAUCAAACCCAGAGGAUUUCCCCCUCACUCUGGAGUCAGCUACCAACUCCCAGUCAUCUGUGUACUUCUGUGCCAGCAGUGACUACACAGUGCUGCACAGCUGCCUCCUCUCUGCUCAUAAAGGGCAGUUAGAAACGCUGAGGUUGCCUAUGCUCCCAAGUCUGGGCUCCAUCCCAGGAAGUCUCGGCCCCCAUAGGAGUCAUAGAGCCCUGGCCAGCCUGGGGUCUUUGGCAGGGGCCAUAUGGCCCUUAGUGCUGUGGCUCUGUUCCUACCCCUGUCUCAGACCAUCUGGAGUUUGCCCCAACGCCCUGACCUUGCCGGGUCUUUCUUCUGCAGCUCCCCUUUCCUGCUUGCAGAAUAGAAAAGAUAUUUUGUUGAUAUUCCUAAUUCCCUUCAUAAUUUCAAAGCCAACAUAUUCUUCUCUCCCUUAUGGAAUCAGUGACUUCUUCAUAUAA
This is a messenger RNA of Cebus imitator (Panamanian white-faced capuchin), 873 nucleotides long. RefSeq lists its product as uncharacterized. The transcript has 2 exons. The record is from RefSeq and is a predicted model, not a curated record. Bases 163 to 873 code for a protein of 236 amino acids. Gene Ontology annotation, biological process: cell surface receptor signaling pathway. Lineage: Eukaryota; Metazoa; Chordata; Mammalia; Primates; Cebidae. Gene Ontology annotation, cellular component: plasma membrane.